Molecule: messenger RNA, 2553 nt
Organism: Owenia fusiformis
Lineage: Eukaryota; Metazoa; Annelida; Polychaeta; Sabellida; Oweniidae
Source: the annotation of a GenBank genome assembly
AUGUGGUGGUCCCCAGUGGCUCCAAGAAGCUUUACAGUGGCCCCCAAAAGCUAUACAGGGGCCCCUAGUGGCCCCAAGAAGCUAUAUGGUAGGCCCCAGAAGCUAUAUGAUGGCACCCAGAAGCUAUACGAUGGUCCCCAGUGGCCCCCAGAAGCUAAAGGAUUGCAUCCAGUGGCCCCCAGAAACUAUAUGGUAGCCCCCAGAAGCUGUACGGUGGCCCUCAAUGGCCCCAAGAAACUAUACAGGGGCCCCAGUGGCCCCCAGAAAAUUAAGGACACGGGUCACCAAAAAUGGCUACAAGAUAUCGCAGGCCAUCUGGGAAAAAAUGCCCGAAAGGUGGCGAGGAGACUGGGUGUCACCGAUGAGGAUAUCGAAAAUAUCGACAGUAAUCAUAAAGAUAACAGUGAGGAGGCAGCGUACCAGAUGCUAAGGAAAUGGUACCAGAACUAUCGCGGGAAAAACCCUAUUCCUGAACUUUACGAGGCACUGGUUGAGUGUGAAUUGAAGGGAAUAGCUGAUAGAUUUCUACCUAAUAGUACGGGGCAUGGUUCUAUUCAUCGAAAAAGAUGCAAUAUCGCAAAGACUGUUGGGAACUUCAUAACAACGGAAGACAUGAAAAAGUGCAAAAAACAUUUGGAAAAUGAAAACAGUAUUGUUCUUACAGGACUAAGUGGAAGUGGAAAAACUGAAAUUGCGAAACGUUACUGGGAAGAUAAUCGACAAAAAUAUGAAUGCGGAUGGUUAAUCCACAGUGGAACAGAAGAGAAUAUCCGCAAUGCGUUAGCAAAAUGCAGUAGAAGGUUUCAACGUGUUGAUCCCGACGUAACGUUGCUACUGGAGGAUAUAUGCGAAGAAAUGAAACGGGAAUCUGACAGGAAGUUCUUUAUAAUAUUCGAUGAUGUGUCACCUGCGACCCAAAAAAUAAUUCAAGAACAUUUCGACACGCGAUUGGCUGAUAAUAUAACUGUUAUCAUAACAACCCAAACAGUCCAACAUGGUAAUGAAAACAGCCUAAAAAUUGAAGGUUUCAGCCAAGAAGAAAUGCUUGAACUUUUACGUGAGCUAGAAACUGAAACAAGAAGUAAAGUAAAACUUUGGAACGAAAUGGGUCGAUUGCCAUGUGCCCUCGUGUGUGCAGAAUACGAUAUAAACAAACAGAAAACGACAAUCGAACAAUAUCUGAAAGCCGUAAAUGAUGUAGAUAUCAAUCCUAUGAUAGAACAGAGAACACAAAACGCACUUGGAUCAGAUUACAACAAACGUGGAUUCGUGAAAGCCCACGUCCAAAGUGUGAGAAGCAUGAUGAAAGAAAUAGAAGAGGAAUUUAGCGAUGAUAAAGUUCAUGUUGCAAGGGGACUAUGUCUUGUAUUUAAGUCGAUGGCCUAUAUGAAUUCGAACGCGAUACCAGUUUCCUUUCUUGUUAACCUACUCUCUUUAAUUUUAGACCAAAAGACACCGUUACCCGAGGAAAAACUGGAGCAAUACAUUAAUCAAUUGAUUGAUAAAAUGCAAAUUCGUUGGUUUGUAACCAUAUUCAAAGAGGAUUCUGACCGAUUUUUGGACAGUCAUGAUUUAGUUAAGUUAGCCACUCGAAUGCAAAUUGAUGUUGACUCUCGAAAUGAACCCCUUGAAAAACUGUUCAAAGCUUUACUAAGUUGCUUUGCUAAGGAUACGGGAUUCAUGGCGUAUUUCAAGACAAACGCGGCACUUUUACCUCACGUGGAAGAAGCUUUGGACCGUGUAGAACAGCUAAGGCACGAUGAUCCAACUGAAAUGCAACGUCCUUAUCUCUCUUUGAUGGAAAUUGGCCUCUUGGAUGUACUUGGAAAUGUCUACGCAAAAACCGAACGAGAGGAACAAUCCGAGAAAAAAUUAGAACGAGCGGUAGAUCUAUUCUUUGAACUCAUUGACGAAAAUGACAUAUCUGUACAAAGUGAAUCAGAUAUUGUGGCUACUGCUCAAGACAUUUACCGGAAAUUACAUAACUUGGUAACUCAGAAUGAAGAUGUGAACGUCCUGUCCAACUUCGUUGUUGGGUUGGUUCUAAAUAAAACCGACGUUGAGCAACUGAGACGUAUUGCUGGAGACAUCAAAUUCCCAGAGCGUGGUUCCCAAUUUCUAGUGGACGUUAAUACGUAUCACAAACUAGUUAAGCACGGCGUUGCCCUUCCGGAGGAGGAAUUGAAACGAAUGUACCUUCCGGAACUUUUUGCCUCUGUUCUUUAUGAGUACGGAAGAUUAUACUUGAAAAAUGCAGACAAAUUCAAGAACAUCAAGGAUGAAAAACGCAUAAAGAAGAUCAAAUCAGCCAUAAAUUUGUCACAUGCUGUAUGUCAAGUUAUUACCGAAAAAACUGAUGUCCACGUGCUCCAUACCAUUCUCACCAAACGCAAUAUUCUGCUGCACGUCUACUCAGAAGAUUUAGAUGAUGACGGCAACGCAAAGCAGCCGCUUCGCAAGCUAAAUGAUCUAUACAAAGGGAAGAAAAAAUACGAAGAACUUCUUGAAGAAGCUGUUGAUAGGAAAUGGUUCCAGCAUGGUAUAAUGAAGUGA